GAGUGUCUCCCGAUAAGAAUUGGAACGAAAGAUGGCGGCGGAGACGCUGCCGCCCAGUUGGCUGUGGCUGCUGUUCCUGGGGUUCCUGUUACCUGCACGUCUGGCCAAUGGUGUCGGGAGCCUGAACCUGGAGGAACUGAGUGAAAUGCGUUAUGGGAUCGAGAUCCUGCCAUUGCCUGUCAUAGGAGGGCAGAGCCAAGCUUCAGAUGUGGUGAUUGUCUCCUCUAAGUACAAACAGCGUUAUGAAUGUCGCCUGCCAGCUGGAGCUAUUCACUUUCAGCGUGAAAGGGAAGAGGAAACACCUGCUUACCAAGGGCCUGGGAUCCCUGAGUUGUUGAAUCCAAUGAGAGAUGCUCCCUGCUUGCUGAAGACCAAGGACUGGUGGACAUAUCAAUUCUGUUAUGGACGCCACAUCCAGCAGUAUCACAUGGAAGAUUCAGAGAUCAAAGGUGACAUCCUCUAUCUCGGCUACUACCAAUCAGCCUUUGACUGGGAUGAUGAAACAGCCAAGGCCUCCAAGCAGCAUCGCCUGAAACGCUACCACAGCCAGACCUAUGGCAACGGGUCCAAGUGUGACCUCAAUGGGAGACCCCGGGAGGCUGAGGUUCGGUUCCUCUGUGAUGAGAGCGCGGGGAUUUCUGGAGACUACAUUGACCGUGUGGAUGAGCCCUUGUCCUGCUCCUACGUGCUGACCAUCCGCACGCCCCGGCUGUGCUCCCACCCACUCCUCCGGCCCUCGCCCAGUGCCGCACCACAGGCCAUUCUCUGUCACCCCUCCCUGCAGCCUGAGGAGUACAAGGCCUAUCUUCAGCAGCAAGAGAACUCAAAACAACAUGAAGAGAAAAUCACAGAGGAGCUGCAAGACCUGGACUCCCAAAUGUGGAGUGAGACCAGGCCUGGGGUAUUGCCCCCAAAGAGAGAAGGUGUAAGCCCAGCCAAGGAGGACAGUAAAGAAUCAGAUUUCUGGAAGAUGCUUCAUGAGCCAGAGGACCAGGCCCCAGCAGGGGAGGAGCCAGAGGCUGAGCAGGAACAGUACCUAAACCUUGAGGCUGCAGCAGAUCCAGCUCCAGGCCCUCCAGAUGAUUUUCAGAACAACGUACAGGUCAAAGUCAUUCGGAGUCCUUCAGACUUGAUUCGAUUGAUAGAGGAGCUGAAAGGCGGGACAAAAAAGGGGAAGCCGAUCACAGGCCAGGAGCAGGCUGGAGAGGAGGCUGUAGAGGCCUCUCCCCCGGAGCCAGAGGUGAAGGCCAAGGGUGACACUGAGCGUCAGAGUGCAGUGGAAGAGGAGGACAGUGAUGAGGAGGCAGAGGAAGACGCGGAUGAACGGCAAUUACUGGGAGAAUUCGAGAAGGAGCUGGAAGGGAUGCUGCUUCCAUCAGACCGCGAGCGCCUCCGUGCUGAGGUGAAGGCUGGCAUGGAGCGGGAGCUGGAGAACAUCGUCCAGGAGACAGAGAAGGAGCUGAACUCUGAUGUGCUGAAGAAAGAAUCAGAACGUGAGCGGGCAAUACUGGCUCUGACCUCCACUGUCAACAAACUCAUGAAAAAACUGGAGGAAAAACAGAGUCCUGAGCUGGUGAAGAAGUAUAAGAAAAGGAAGGUUGUCCCUAGAAAGCCUCUCCCAUCACCCCACUCUACAGAGGAGGAUCCUGAGCACAGAGUCCGGGUCCGGGUCACCAAGCUCCGUCAUGCAGGCCCCAAUCAGGAUCUGACUGUCCUCGAGAUGAAACGGGAAAACCCACAGCUGAAACAAAUCGAGGGGCUGGUGAAAGAACUGCUGGAGAGGGAGGGACUCACGGCCGAAGGGAAGAUUGAAAUCAAAAUCAUCCGACCUGGGGCUGAGGGUGCCGAGGAGGAUGGACGUUGGCUGACCGAUGAGGACACAAAAAGCCUCAAGGAGAUUUUCUUCAAUAUCUUGGUGCAGGGAGCUGAAGAGGCCCACAAAGAGCGACAGCGGCAGAAAGACCUGGAGAGCAAUUACCGCCGAGUGUGGGGCUCCAGAGAUGGUGAGGGCGCGGGAGACCUGGACGAGUUUGACUUUUGAGACACCACAGCAACGUGUUCUGACUAGCCUUGCUUCCUCACCUCUCUCCUGGUCCUUAAAGGGAAAACAUCAGAGAACAGCAGAGUUGUGGGCACCUCCAGGGAGUAGAAGGCCCUGGGGCCAGUGCUGCAAAACCCGAUAAGAGCCACCCAAGGCCUCCCCUGGGCUGUGGCUUCUGCUCUCUCAGGCUGUCCCAUGUGCCCUUCAUUUUCUCCUCGGCUUUCCUUGUUGGUGUCCCCUGACAUGUUGGCUCUUUCUUCUUCCUACCUAGAGACUCGUUAAGACCCUGUGUGUGAGCAGGGUAAGGAAAGUGGGGUAGUAAAGUAGGCCCAAAGAAGCAGAGUGCCCGCCCUGCCCUGUCGCUGUCUGGAGUUGCUUUACCCUCUUUGGAAUCAGCUUGGGAUGUCCUCCCGUCCCAUCCCCACUGUGCUCCUGAGCUGAGGAGUCCUCACCUCUGCUGCUGAGGAACUGGGAGACCUUUGCAUAGCUCUUCCAAUGCAGUCCCAGCUCAAAGGGGGUGCAGAAGCAUCCGCCGUGUUCUUCAACAAUCAGGUUUCUAAAUAAAGAACUGGACCACCAA
Messenger RNA from Octodon degus (degu), 2621 nucleotides. It is a transcript of the gene Os9, whose product is annotated as OS9, endoplasmic reticulum lectin. The coding region runs from base 32 to 2041 and encodes 669 amino acids. Gene Ontology annotation, biological process: endoplasmic reticulum unfolded protein response; retrograde protein transport, ER to cytosol. The record is from RefSeq and is a predicted model, not a curated record. The transcript is spliced from 15 exons. Lineage: Eukaryota; Metazoa; Chordata; Mammalia; Rodentia; Octodontidae. Gene Ontology annotation, cellular component: endoplasmic reticulum lumen.